Lolium rigidum is the source of this 1152-nucleotide messenger RNA. RefSeq names its product vesicle-associated membrane protein 721. The transcript is spliced from 5 exons. Gene Ontology annotation, cellular component: membrane. NCBI's taxonomy places the organism in Eukaryota, Viridiplantae, Streptophyta, Magnoliopsida, Poales, Poaceae. Bases 192 to 857 code for a protein of 221 amino acids. The record is from RefSeq and is a predicted model, not a curated record. Gene Ontology annotation, biological process: vesicle-mediated transport.
ACCAUUCCCGUCGCCCUUUUUCUCUCUUCCCCGUCCCCUCUCUCUCCCUCUCCACACAGCCUCGCCACGCAUCGCUCCGCCCUAACCUUCCGACCCUCCCCAACACCGGCGAGCUCCAGCAUCCACAGUCGGCGGCGGCGGCGGUGAAGAGAGAAACGGAUAGGCGGAAGAAGAGGUAGUAGGCGAGGGCCAUGGGGCAGCAGUCGCUAAUCUACGCGUUCGUGGCGCGCGGCGCAGUGGUCCUGGCAGAGUACACGGAGUUCACCGGCAACUUCACCACCAUCGCCGCGCAAUGCCUCCAGAAGCUCCCCGCCAGCAACAACAAGUUCACCUACAACUGCGACGGCCACACCUUCAACUACCUCGUCGAGGACGGCUUCACGUACUGUGUGGUUGCUGUUGAAUCUGUUGGGCGGCAAACCCCCAUUGCUUUCCUGGACAGAGUUAAGGAUGAUUUCACCAAAAGAUAUGGUGGUGGGAAGGCAGCAACUGCUGGAGCAAGCAGCCUCAACCGAGAGUUUGGAUCAAAACUUAAGGAGCACAUGCAGUACUGUGUCGACAACCCCGAGGAGAUCAACAAGCUUGCCAAGGUUAAAGCCCAAGUUUCGGAGGUCAAAGGAGUUAUGAUGGAAAACAUUGAGAAGGUUCUUGACCGUGGCGAGAAGAUUGAACUGCUCGUUGACAAAACUGAAAAUCUACGUUCUCAGGCACAAGAUUUCAGACAGCAGGGCACACAGGUGCGGAGGAAGAUGUGGCUACAGAAUAUGAAGAUCAAGCUCAUCGUUCUGGGCAUCAUCAUCGCGCUCAUUCUCAUCAUCAUCCUGUCGGUGUGCCAUGGCUUCAAUUGCAGCAAGUGAGGAUCUGACUUGAGAUCACCUUUUGCUUUGCCCUAUUAAUACGUCCUACUUCCGGCGAAAAAGAAGAGCGUGUGGUCUUUGUUCUGUUAGCCGUGAGUCGUCGUCCUCCUGUCCUGAUUCUUGGUGGUCAUAGUGUGUCCCUGAUGUCGUUGCUGAUUGCUGUGUUGGAUAGUGACUGGGUUUAUGAGGUUGAGGGUAUCCUGUAUUUUUGGGUGCUAUUGAUGUAUAGAUUGUCUGCUACGUUUACGCCAGAAAAAGUUAUCAUAGCGAAAUAAUAUAUUCACUCUCCAUCUGA